AUGAAGUCGCAACAAACUUCGCCCAACGACCCGUCCGGCGUCGAGUCUCAAGCGGGGAGUAAGAGACCACCAAGUCCCAUCACGGCAACUUCGAGGCCGGAGUGGAGACCAUACAACGGUCGUUGGAACGCGAAUGUGGCAUAUCGGGAUAGUCGCAACGAGGCCAGUCUGGAUGAGGCUGCUACAUAUAAUAACCAGACGUCGCGGCGAGGUCGUCCACAGCAGAACCAAUGGGCAUCCAGCAGAAAUCCCAACGGUCCUGCGGAUGUUCGUGGUAACCACGGCCGGUCACGCUCUCCGCGAAGAGACGCACCGUCACUACAAUCGCCUCAGUUGCCGAAUGUCCAUAAUCCGGUCUCGUUCCCAAUGAGCAAUGUCCUGGCCGACUUUUCUAUGAUGAAUCCGUUUGCCAUGUUCAAUGGGUUCCCCAUGCCGACAGAUCCUUUACCAUUUCAGUUGCCAUUUUUCUCACCCAAUAUGCCGGACCAGUCGCAAUCACAAUUCCCUCCAGCGUUCGAUCCGUCUUUACCAAACCCUGCACUGUUUCCUUUACUCGGUGGUGGGAGUCCCUUUAUGACUAUGCCACCGUUUCUACUGCCGUUUAUGGACUUUAACAUGAUGAAUCAGGCAUCUCCGAACCCUAUGUUGAAUACUAUAGAUCAGAUGGGGACAACUACUUCUGCUGGCUUCACUGCUUCCGGUCAGCAACAGUCGGAUCGAAAGGGAUUAACUGGAUCAACGGCAUCAACGGCAUCAACGGCAUCAACGGCAUCAACGGGAUCAACGGGAUCAACGGGAUCAACGGGAUCAACGGGAUCAACGGGAUCAACGGGAUCAACGGGAUUAACGGGAUCAAAGGGAUCAAAGGGAUCAAGCAGACCAAAGGGGUCUAAGGCUAGGCGCCAGGCCUUUACGGCCCAUCGACCUCCUUCAGCGACAAAGAGAUACCUUGAGCAAGCGUCUCUACCACCCCAGGAAUUAUCGUCUCCUCAGAAAUUGCUCGUUAUUCUCGAUCUCAACGGCACCCUAAUCUACCGGAAGACUAGGAAGUUUCCUCCGUCGUUUUCUCGAAGAGCUGGUCUGGAGCAAUUCUUAAAGGUCCUGCUCGAAAAGUACAAGAUCAUGAUUUGGUCUAGUUCACAGCCAGAGACAGUGGCCGCAGUCUGCGACAAGCUGUUCCCGAAACCUAAGAGAAAGAAACUCGCUGCCGAAUGGGGUCGCGAUAAGCUUGGCCUCUCGAAAGCCGAAUACAACAGCAAAGUUCAAGUUUACAAGACUUUAACCACAGCCUGGUCCAGCAAGCAGGUCCAGGCAUCACAUCCGCAGAGAGCCAAAAAAGGCAUGACAUGGCACCAGAGAAAACAGGCCCUUCGCUGGGACCAGACCAACACGGUCCUCAUCGAUGACAGCAAAAUCAAGGCUGUUAGUGAACCUUAUAACCUAAUCGAGAUCCCCGAAUUCACCAACGACCCUAAUGUCGAUGAGUCUCUUGUUUUCCCGAAAGUCCUCCAGCGCCUCGAAUUGCUCGCCAGGUGCGACGAUGUCAGCAAGAUGCUCCACCAAUGGGCGACCGCCAACCCGGGAACGAGCGUCUUUGAUCUCGAUCUAGGACCUGUGGAGCCAUUACCACUCUCUAUUCUGGAUGAACCGGCUCUCCCUCCUGCCCUGGCACGUAAACUGAAUCGCAAGGCUCGCAAGCGUGAGAAUCAGGCCGCUCGUAAAGCUGCUGCUAUUCUUGCAGCCAGGGCUGACCCUCACGCACUCAAGUCUGCACCAGCUUCUCCCUUGCCUCAGGAUACUCAGUUGAUUCCGACCCCGGCCCCGUGCCUGGACUUGAUACCGAGUACGAACCAGACGGAGUGGCAGUUGCAGGCAGCUGCCAGUGUGAAUUCAAAAUCUGAAGACCCACAUCCGCAGCCUUAUCCUUCAUCACACCCGGAGAGAUCGCCGUCACCUGCGUCAUCUGUCCAGUCUGACAAUACCUUGUUAGACCGCUUGGAGGAGUCAUUGAGAUAA
Molecule: messenger RNA, 2016 nt
Organism: Aspergillus mulundensis
Lineage: Eukaryota; Fungi; Ascomycota; Eurotiomycetes; Eurotiales; Aspergillaceae
Product: NIF domain protein
Exons: 1
Coding region: 1-2016 (671 amino acids)
Molecular function (GO): phosphoprotein phosphatase activity
Source: RefSeq, a predicted model, not a curated record